UGGGCGGAGUCGCUCACCGUUCCGUUACACGGGUCCGUUUCUCCCGGUUGUGUUCAGUGCAGCAGCUGCGAGGACCUGAGGAAACUCACUCACUCACUCACCCUCCCGUGUCUCGGAUACUUUACGGUCCCGCCCGGUCUCCAGUCACCCGCUCGGGAGCAGAGAACCGUCCCGUCUUGAGAUGAUGCUGAGUCUCGGUCUGUUCGCGUCUCUGGUGGUUCUGGCGGUGUCCGUUACCGGCGGCAGUGACGGAAACCCGCUGGACAACGAUAAGUGGAUGAGCACCGUGUCCCGGUACGACAAGAGCAAAUACUGGAACAAAUUCCGCGACGAGGUUGAGGACGAUUACUUCAGAGCCUGGAAUCCCAACAAAGCACAAGACCAAGAGAGUGGGUCGAGCCCACGAUCAGAACUUAAACCUAAAUCACACUCACAGACCAAGAGAAGAACUACUGACGGGCUGGACAGCACUAAAGACCCGUGUCUGAAGGUUCACUGCCCUCCUCACAAAGUGUGUGUGAGCCACGACUUCCAGACGGCCAUCUGCGCCAAUCAUAAACCAGCCCAGCACAGCAUUAAACCCAGGAAAGGAAAUCCCCCUCAUAAGCGUUGGAUGGGAGCUGUGAAUCAUGGGAAAUGUAGGCCAUGUCCUGUAGUUCACUCCAGCCUAGUGUGCGGCUCAGACGGACACACAUACUCCUCAAAGUGUAAACUUGAGUUCCAGGCCUGCAGCUCGAGCAAGAGCAUCUCUGUGAAGUGUGAGGGUCCGUGUCCCUGCCUGCCAGGACAGGAAGUCAUCAAACCACACGCAGAGAAGAACGGCUGCAGCGAUGCUGAUUUGAAAAGUUUAGCAUCCAGACUCAAAGACUGGUUCGGGGUUUUGCACACAGACGCCAACAGAGACCUUAAGGGCACCACGAGUGACACUGCACAAGGACGUUUCGACACCAGCAUUUUGCCCAUCUGUAAAGAUUCUCUCGGGUGGAUGUUCAACAAGCUGGACAUGAAUUACGACCUUCUGCUCGACCAAUCAGAGCUCAGUGCCAUUUACCUUGACAAAUACGAGCUGUGCAUGCGGCCACUGUUCAACUCCUGCGACUCCUUCAAAGACGGAAAGCUGUCCAACAACGAGUGGUGCUACUGUUUCCAGAAACCUGACGGCAUGCCGUGUCAGAACGAGAUGAACAGAAUUCAUUCUCAGAGCCGGAGGAAGACUCUGAUAGGGGCGUAUGUGCCGCGCUGUUCUGAGGACGGGUAUUUUAAGGCCACUCAGUGUCAUGGCAGCAGCGGUCAGUGCUGGUGUGUCGACAAAUACGGCAAUGAGAUCGCAGGAUCCCGCAGACAGGGAAACCCUACCUGUGACGAGGAUCAGGAGAUGUCUGGAGAUUUCGGCAGCAGCGGCGGCGGCGCCGUCAUUCUACUGGACGAUCAGGAGGAGGAGUCUCCACAGCGUGGGCGGGGCCGACAGAAAGAGAGGCGGGGUCGACUCCACCCCCGCGGGGCGAUCGAGGACGACGAAGACGGCGAGGACGACGAGAUGGGCUACGUCUGGUAGCUCCGCCCACCCAUCUUCCACUAAUUAACCAGGGACCCAUGUUAAAAUGCACAGUUCUGAAGCCAUUCCAGCUCCGCCCCCUCAGACACGCCCCCUUCUUCUCAUUCUGGAUCUAAACUUGUCCUUCUCAUUCUCUCUUUCUCUCUUUCCUCAGCCGCCUCUUCAUGUUCUGUCCUCUGUUUUCCCUCAUUCAAACUCUCCUGGAUCACUCUUGUGUAUUCUAGACCGGCUCUAGACGGUAGACGUGCAUGACGAGAUUGUUCAGCAUUUCGGGGGCUUCAUACCAGUUCUACAUAGGAUCUUUUUAAAGGGUUCGUUCUCAGUGGUGAUGUGCAUGAACGCCACUGCUGAAUGCAGGAGACGACGUCUGAGACCUUCGAGGGCGAGGAUCAGGUGGGCUUAAGCCAAACGCGCACUACAAGACCGAAGCUCAUUGUGCUUUCAUGUUUUAAAUCUGCCACAAGAGGCUGCGGAUCGUAGUGAACUCACAGCAUUAAUGUUCGCUCUGUGUGAGACACACUACAACUUAUCACAGAUGCUACAAUACUAGUUAAAAUCUCAAAUCUGAGCAAAGAGCAACAAGGUAAUGAGAUUGCAGGAGAAAGAAAAUGGUGAAUUUCUCCCAAAGCACUGGCUCAUGCAUUUUUUGGUUUAUUUUUAUUUUUUGUUGCAUGCAAAAAUGACCUGAAAGCCCUUCCUUUUGUGUGAGAAUGAGAGAGUUUGUGCAGGAUGAUCUUGUAAUUAAUGCAUGUAGACUGUAUUAGUUGAGUAAAAUGUGCACAAAAACAACACAAGAAACGGUGUAAAUGUGCAGAGCGAUGAGCUUCAGUCGGGUUGUGUGUGCUUGACUUUAUGCUGCUUUCACGUCAGUUCACAAUUACUGUAAUUAUAAGUAGCAAAUCCCAUGCAUGCGACUGUGAACUUAUAGUUGAAAUUCAUUGCAAAAAGUGCUGCUCUUGUUCAGUAUUUUUGUCUUGUUUUAUAGCACAAAUUUGAUUUCAGUUGCCAAUACAACAUUUAU
Sinocyclocheilus grahami is the source of this 2576-nucleotide messenger RNA. RefSeq names its product testican-1-like. Gene Ontology annotation, molecular function: collagen binding; calcium ion binding; protein binding. Lineage: Eukaryota; Metazoa; Chordata; Actinopteri; Cypriniformes; Cyprinidae. The transcript has 13 exons. The coding region runs from base 182 to 1555 and encodes 457 amino acids. The record is from RefSeq and is a predicted model, not a curated record. Gene Ontology annotation, biological process: anatomical structure development.